AUGCAUCCUUCACGCUGUACUACCUUGCUGCUGUUGCACCUGGAACACGCUCUUACCGCUAGAUUCUGUAUUUCUACGUAUGCACAGGUGACGGAUGCGGUCGGUAUCGUGGAUCUGGUUGACUCGCCGACCGCCCAAUCGGCUAUCAAAGAGCUGCAUGGCAUGCUGGACUCGGCACAGUCAACGGCCUUGGAUACCGGUGCGGCCGCGGAGGGCAGCUCUCCUGCCGCUGUGCCCGACAUCGGUAGUGAUGUGGCGGUGCCUACAGACGGUGCCGGGAGUGCUUCGCAUCCGGAUGGUGACAGUUCUGAUGAAAAAUCCGUGGAAGCAGAGCUUGAGAGUGUUGCAAGUGGUGAGUCAACAGCUCAAGUAGUGCCGGAGUCCAGUGAAUCAUCAAUCCCAGCCGCUGUGGAGGCACCUGUAGAUGGUGAUGACGCGAGUGUUUCACAUGCGGAUGUUGACGGUGCCGAUGAGCAAUCGCCAGAUGCAGCGCACGAGAAUGUUGCCAGCGAUGAGUCAGCGCGUCAAGAAGUAGCUCAGGAUUCCAGUGAAUCAUCAGCCCCUGCCGCUGUGGAGGCACCUGCAGACGGUGAUGGCGCUAGUGUUUCGUGUGCGGAUGUUGACGGUUCUGAUGAACAAUUGCCAGAUGCAGUGCAUGAGAAUGUUGCCAGCGGUGAUGAGUCAGCACGUCAAAAAGUAGCACAGGAGUCCAGUGAUUCAUCAGUCCCUGCCGCUGUGGCUAACGACGGUGGUGCUGUGGAGGCACCUGUGGAUGGUGGCGCGAGUGUUCUACGUCCAGAUGUUGACGUGUCUGCCAAGCAAUCCCCGGAUGCCUUGCCUGAGAGCGCUACCAGCGAUGUGUCAGCAACUCAAGAAGUUGUGCAGGAGUGCAGUGACCCAGUGGUCCCUGCCGUUGUGGCCGAGGAACCGGGCGCGAUCAUCGACGGCGAUCAGAGCGUGAGUAUCGAAGGCAAUCCUGUCCAGGCCUCUGAAGCUGAAAACGUUGCUGAGAGAAAUCUGUCUGCCGAGGAUAUUGUCAUUUCUCCUGCCGCCAGUGCAUCGUGUGACGGAAAUUGUGACGAGCCAGAGUUGAGCAGUGUCGAGUCUCCUGUCAUCACUGGUUCUGGCGCAGGCAGUACCGAAGCAGAACCGGUCAGCACGGUCGUCGAUGCAGCGGUUGAAGGCGAACGUAUGCAAUCACCAGCUGAAGAAGUGGAUGCACCUGAACAUGAGCCCACACCAGAGGUAGUCGAGCAAAGUGAAAUGUCUGCGUGUGCUGACGAACUUCAGUCUGAGGAAGAACCAAGCUCACAUGGUCCGCCAGCGACUUGUGCUGAUGUGGCUGGUGUGGAAGACGCCACUACACCCGACCAUGGUGACACUGCUGCUGUUCCAGAUGUACCGAAGGACUUAUCUACUGCUGUGGCUGCAGAGGAUGUGGCGGACGAGCCGGAUAUCAGUGAGGAAAGGGACAAUGCCGAUGCAGAUGUAUCCAUAGUCGAGGGCGAAGUUUCAGCCUGCGUUGCUCCGGUACCAGAUGUGGACUCGACUGCAGCAGAAAGCACUGUUGCUACGGAUGAGUGUUCCGAGCCAGUCUCACCCACAGACCUAUCUGCUGUGGCUGCAGAGAACAUAUCUGAUGAGCCAGGACCACAGCAGGCAAAUGAUACGGCCGAUACAGAUGCAGAUCUAUCGAUAGCUGAUGCUGAAGUCCCAGCCUGCCUCUCUCCAGUUCCCGGUGUGGAUGAGGUUGCACCAGAAAACUGUGCCGUGACGAGUGACAAUGAAGCGUCCGCAGAGGAUUCUGAACCAGCUACUACUUCUCCCGUCGAGAAUGCAGAUGGCACAGUUGUACCUGUAGCAGACACCGACGCAUCGGCCUGCGUUGCUGCAGCCCCAAUUGUGGAUUCAGCUGCUGCAGAAAGCGCUGCGGCUACACAUGACAGUGAAGCACCAGUAGGCGGUUCUGAACAAGCUGCCGCUUCUCCCAUCGAUAAUGCAGAUAAUGCUGCCGUAUCCGUAGAUGAGACCGAUGUAUCAACCUGCGUUGCUCCAGCCCUAGGUUUGGAUUCGGCUGCAGCUGCAAAUGAUAAUGAAGCACCGGAAGAUGAACAAGUUGCUGCUUCUCCCGUCGAGAAUGCAAAUGACACUGUUGUAUCUAUAGCUGAGGCGGAAGCAUCAGCCUGCGUUGCUCCACCCCCAGAUGUGGACGAGGCUGCAGCAGAAAACCCUGCCGUGACGAAUGACAAUAAAGUGCCAGCAGCGGAUUCUGAACCAGCUGCAGCUACUCUGACUGAGAGUGCAAAUGAUGCUCUUGUAUCCGUAGCUGAGAUUGAAGCUUCGGCUGCAGCAGAAAACUCUGCCGGGACGAAUGACAAAGAAGUGCCAGCAGUGGAUUCUGAACCAGCUACCACCACUCCUGCUGAGAGUGCAAACGACGCUCUCGUAUCCGUAGCCGAGAUUGAAGCAUCGGGCCGUGCUGCUCCAGCCCCAGGUAUGGGCUCAGCUGCUGCAGAAAAUGCUAUGGUGACCAACGACAACGAAGCACCAACAGACGGUUUAGAACACGUUGCCGUUUCUCCUGUCGAGAAUGUAAAUGAUGCUAUCGUACCCGUAGAUGAGACUGAUGCAUCAACCAGCGCUGCUCCAGCCGCAGGUGUGGAUUCGACUGCCGCUACAAAUGACAGUGAAGCAGCAGAAGAUGGUUCUGAACAAGCUGCCGUUUCUCCCAUCGAGAAUGCAGAUAAUGCUGUCGUAUCCGUAGAUGAGAAGGAAGCAUCCACCGGCGUUGCUCCAGCCGCAGGUGUGGAUUUGGCUGCCACUGCAAAUGACAUUGAAGCACCAGAAGGUGGUUCUGAACAAGCUGCCGUUUCUCCCGUCGAGAAUGCAGAUAAUGCUGUCGUAUCCGUAGAUGAGAAGGAAGCAUCCACCGGCGUUGAUCCAGCCGCAGGUGUGGAUUCGGCUGCCGCUGCAAAUGACAUUGAAGCACCAGAAGAUGGUUCUGAACAAGCUGCCGUUUCUCCCGUCGAGAAUGCAGAUGACAAUGUUGUAUCUAUAGGUGAGACUGAAGCAUCAUCCUGCGUUGCUGCAGACGCAUGUGUGGAUUCGUCUGCCGCUGGAAAUGACAGUGAAGCACCAGAAGAUGGUUCUGAACAAGUUGCCGCUUCUCUUGUCGAGACAGCAACUGACACUGUUGUAUCUAUUGCUGACACCGAAGCAUCAUCCUGCGUUGCCCCAGCCGCAGAUGUGAAUGAGGCCGCAGCAAAAUGUUCUGCUGUGACGGAUGACAGUGAAGCGCCAGCAGAGGAUUCUGAACUAGCUGCCACUUCUCCUGAUGAGAAUGCAAAUGAUGCUAUCGUAUCCGUAGCUGAGAUUGAAGCAUCGGGCCGUGUUGCUCCAGUCCUAGGCGUGGGUUUGGCUGCUGCAGACAAUGUUGCAACUGCAAAUGACAAUGAAGCACCAGACGAUGGUUCCGAACAAGCUGUUAUUUCUCCUACUGAUAGUGCAAAGGACAUGGUUAUAUCCGAAGUUGAAACCGACACUUCAGUCUGCGUCACUGCGACUCCAGGUGUGGUGGAUCCGACUGCAGCAGAAGCCUCUGCGGUGACGAACGACAAUGAAGGGCAAGUGGAUGGUUCCGGACAAGGUGCCAAUUCUCUCACCGAGAGUGCAAAUUGCCCGGUCAUAUCCGUAGAUGAUAUCAACACUCCAGCCUGCGUCACUCCAGCCCAAGGUGUGGAUUCGACUUCGACGGAAACCGCUGCAGUUAGUAACGACAUUCAAGCACCAAUUGAUGCUUCCAAGCAUGCUGCAAGUUGCCCGGUCAUAUCUAUAGGCGAGAUCGAUGCGCUAGCCUGCGUCGCUCUGGCACCAGAUGUAGACCAGACAGCAGUUGACAGCAGCGAAGUGAUAAAGGAUGAUGAAACGCCCACGGACAGCUCUGACCAGGCUGCAACCUCCACCGACGAGAGUGCACACACCUCGCCCGAUAUCACUGUCGAAGUAGAGGUCACGGCCGUUGCCGAAGAUGAGCUCGUAGAGGAAUCUGCCGAUUGUGCCGCAAGUUGUGUCGACGAUGAUGUAUCCCAGGAUAGUACGGGCAUGCCCAAAGAAGUGGGUGCUGCACGAGCCCUGUGCGAGGGCAGUCCCCGACUGCCUUCGCUUGAGGAGGGUGAUGAGAAUGAGCUCACGGAUGAAGACGGGGACGACAUCUACGACGAGUCUUCGAAUGAUGAGGAACGUGAUGACUACUUUGAGGCCAGAACUGAAGAUGCCUCGGACAUGUUCAACGAAGUGCGACGGGACCAUCUGCUGGACACGUCGGUGAUGAAAUCACGAGUCACCACUGUACCGAAGCGGACGCGCUCGCAGCGACGACACUCACACAAGACUGUCGACAUCUGGGCCACGCCUCCGCCUGAUCCCACCGGCCCGGAAGACGGUGAGGACGAUGCGUCGGAACCCAGGAGGGCCUUUCCGAUGGGGGGUAUGUCACCCAUUGGUGCGCAGGGCUUCAACCCAUUUGCGAAGAAGGGCGGCAUGAUGUUGCCGUUUGGACUUCCGCAGUUGAAGCACACCGCAUCUCUUCCCGCUCAGGACGAAGAUGACCCAGCGUCAAAAGACACAACCAAGGAUAGCACCAGUGGAAGUAGUCCGAGUCGUACCAGUGGUCACGCCAGCGGCGGCCUGACAACACCCGAACAGCGUGAAUCCCGUCCACCGUCAGGACCGCCCUCCGCGUCGACGUCCCGCACUCCGUCCGUUCUCAGUGCCGACGACAUGCAGGCACGACCGCGCUCCUUUUCGGCCUUGCCAUCGUACUCUCGUAGCAGCGGCGGCAGCGGUAGUCCCGGCAUGGGAUCGCUGUUCGGCAGCGGACCCAUCAAGACGGCGGCUGACCUGAAGAAGACGGGACGAGGCGGUGUAGACUCUCAGGGUAACAUCAGAAGCGACAAGACGUCGGUAGACAGCAAGGGAAGCGGCAAUGCUGGCACGUCAUCACCGGGCGCCAAGUCCCGGAGCAGCCAAUCGCCUACCUCGCCGUCGCAAAACGUCGCCGUCGCCGAGACCUCGUUCUCGGCGGAGCGCUCUACGAGUGCGGGCGACCUCGCAUCACCCUCGCCGGAGGGCCGCAGCCGCCGCAACAGCAUCCUCUCGCCAAACUUUGCCUUCUUCAAGAAGAGCAAGAGCGAGAAGCAGGCCAAGAAGAAGGACGAAGAUGGCAUGGCCGCCGCUUCGGAGGCGCCUGGAGCGCUGGGUGCCGAAGCUAGCCCGCCCACGUCGUUGUCGAAAGCGCCGGAAGGCUCGCUGGUGCGCCUGUCGCGCUCCUUCAAGCGCAAGCGCAAAGACCGGCCGGAGAAAACGGCCAAGUCGCUCACGACGCAGGAGACGAGCGAAGACCCCAUCAGUGCACCGACCACUCCCUCGGUGGACGACAUGUCAGCAGCGAAGAGCCCGGCAAGCACCUCCCGCCUAACCAGCUUCCUCAGCUUCCGCAAAGGCCGCGAGGGGUCGAGAAAUUCAAAUACGUCCGACAACGAGGCCGCAAGUCCAAGCCCCUCGGCGAAGACUGGCAGGUCGCUGAGCAUCAUCCGCAAGCGGCGCAAGUCAAGAGGUGACGGACCGUCUAGUACUGACAUUACGCCCGCUGCAUCACCGUUUGCUUCGCCCCCGUCCAACAGGCCGUGUACGUCGCAGGCCGACCUCUCCGCCCGCAAUCUGUGCGAUCCGUCCAGCGCCGUUGUUCUGCUGGCCUCGCAGGUCAGUGACGAUGCUGAGGAGGACGAUGCCGAGAAAACAGCGAUGACGACGUCUACGGCAGAUACGGGCGCUGCGGACAAAAUGGAUGCCAUUGUUGUCCCAGCAACGGCCGAAGAGGGACCAGCACAGGGAACGGAGGACGAUUCCAUCAUGGAGUCUGCGGGUACUGACGUGACGGCGUCUGACGCAGCCGACGCCACCAAGCGAGACAGUGCAGGCGCCGCGAAGACGGUGCAAGCCGGCGACACGAAGACAGCGCAAGCCAGCGACGACGACGAGAACGACGACGCGUUCGAGAGCAUACCGUCCUCCAAGUCAUCCUGCCACGAUCAGCUGGUGACGAAGCGCAGUGCCAUUUCCUUCAGUACCGACGUAACCGAACCUACAGGAAAUGACCCCUGUACAUCCUCAGCGGCCACUCCAACUAAAAGCUCGUCGACAACGGGUGCCGAAACACCCGCAACGCGUGGCUCAGAGAGUGCUGCCAGUGGUCAGGGGGACUCGCCGGCAAGCAAGCAGCUGCUUGGCAAGGUCAAUAGUAGUGGCGGUAUCAAGCCGCGCAUGAGCUUCGAGAACGUCAGUCGCAAGACGGGCAAGCUUGUGCGCAAGCUGUCCAAACGCAUCCAAAGCAGCAACUCCUCGUCCACGACCUCGUUGCCGCGCGCCGAUUCCACGGGGAGACGCGGGAGCGGCAUGAUAACGGGCGGCAGCUGCAGCGAAAUGUCCUGCAUCAAGGCCCUGUCGGACGUGCAAGAGGAUUCGCCCGGACAGCAGCGCCCCCGCAGCAAGUCCCUGGAAUUGGAGCGGCCAAAGUACACGUUCCGGGUGGUUGCCCGUGCACAGAUGGCCGGUCUGCGGUUCAGCCGAUCCCACCAGCGGCCGAAUGCGCUGCAAUCGAAGCCCUCGGCCAGCAGCGUGAGCUCCAGCACCAGCAAAUCGGCGGCAGGUGAGUUCAUCGCCAAGUCCGUGGACCGCGCCCGCACGGCCCGUCGCAGCUUUAAGAUGAUGGGCAAGAAACGCGCCGCGUCAUCGGCCUCGGAAGACGACCCCGGCCAGAGCAAGUCAUCUGACAUGUAAUCCGUUUGCUUGUACUCUCGGUGUUCCAUGCCCUCUCCUGUCCAAGCCUGCUCGGCUGACGGAACCGCCCCGUAACAACGCAGUCACGCAAGCCAGCCGAUGAGCCAAUAGUCCCGCCAGACAUGUCUUACUUGCAAAACCCGGUGUGCUUGUAUUUUUCCUGCCGCUUACAACGUGAGCUUGUCGGUAGCCGGUACACACGCAAUGGCAGCCAAGACCAGGCAGACUUCAUCUACCCAGGAGAGAUUACGGCAAAUACAGCUUGUCUCUUUCAGUACGUCUGGUAUUCUCAGUGGCUGUCUUCGGGCGAGAGGCUACGGAUGCCGCGUUCCGAUACUACGCGUGCACAAGCGCUCGCUUUUCUCCUCUUCCCACCCGUUAGGCAGAACUGCUUAUGUGAGUUUGAUAGAGUUUUGAGUGAAACUAAAAGAACACACCUGUCUCCGUCUUGUAGCGCCGAGUCCGCACAUUCCUUAUGAGCUGUAGUUAGAUUUGUUUCUCUCUCUCACCCUCAUACGUCUUUUUCACGAAUAAUGUUUGCCUUUGGGAAGCCAGCGCAAGGGCAGUGCUUGCCCCGAUGCGGGCAUCGAAACAAUUACCCUCGAGACCUGCCUUUUCCCUAUUUAUAUGCUUUCUACGCCCCCCCCCCCCUCCCCCGCACCGCUCCGGAUUCUUACUUAGUUCUAGAUAUUAUUGCUAUUUUUUCUCUCGUUGCUGCUAUUUUUGCGUAGUCGGUACCACAGGAAAUUGCCAGUUUAUUUAUUUUUGAGUAGCUGAACAUUGACAACAAACAAAAGAUAGAAAGAUUUACUCUGCUCAUAACAAUAUUAUUAUUGCCCUGUCGUUUUGACAAGUGGCGAAUCAA
This is a messenger RNA of Sycon ciliatum, 7702 nucleotides long. Its product is annotated as mucin-17-like. The transcript is spliced from 6 exons. The record is from RefSeq and is a predicted model, not a curated record. Lineage: Eukaryota; Metazoa; Porifera; Calcarea; Leucosolenida; Sycettidae. The coding region runs from base 1 to 6837 and encodes 2278 amino acids.